Bipolaris sorokiniana ND90Pr is the source of this 1355-nucleotide messenger RNA. RefSeq lists its product as uncharacterized. Gene Ontology annotation, biological process: TRAMP-dependent tRNA surveillance pathway; U4 snRNA 3'-end processing; nuclear polyadenylation-dependent rRNA catabolic process. The transcript has a single exon. NCBI's taxonomy places the organism in Eukaryota, Fungi, Ascomycota, Dothideomycetes, Pleosporales, Pleosporaceae. Gene Ontology annotation, molecular function: RNA binding. Bases 42 to 1076 code for a protein of 344 amino acids. Gene Ontology annotation, cellular component: cytoplasmic exosome (RNase complex); nuclear exosome (RNase complex). The record is from RefSeq and is a predicted model, not a curated record.
CACCACCAUACUCACGUCGAGAGUAUCCGCGCACAGUCCAAAUGCCAGUCUCUGUCCUACCAUUUAGCGCACUGCUGCCUCCACGGCGCGAUGCAAACGACGAAUCUGGCUCCGACAUUGAAAUGGGCGACGACGAUCUCGCAAUCUCGUCUUCCAAAGCCAUCGUGACGCCCGGUGAACACAUAACGUCCGAUCCGCAAUGGAUGCGUGGCCAUGGCACAUAUAUUCCCUCACAGCCAGCCGGCUCGACAACAAUAAUAUCCACUGUUGCAGGCACCUUGCACAAAACUAACAAGCUGCUAUCUGUGCAGCCACUACGCGCCCGCUACCAGCCCGAGAUUGGCGACCUAGUCGUCGGCCGGAUCAUGACUGUUGGAACCAAGAAAUGGAACGUAGAUAUCGCCGCGCCCAUGCUAGCCAACCUCCCACUGUCCAGUAUCAACCUCCCAGGCGGAGUACUACGUCGACGGACAACCGUCGAUGAGCUCAACAUCCGGACAUUCUUCCAAGAAGGCGAUUUGCUCGUCGCAGAAGUCCAGAGCUUACAUCAAGACGGCACCGCCUCAUUACACACGCGCUCUCUCAAAUACGGCAAACUACGCAACGGCGUCUUCACCAGCAUCACCGGUGCGGGCGGCGGUAUCCUCAGCCGGAAAGGCGGCGUAGUUCGCAGCAGACGCCAGGUUUUCACCUUGAAUACGGCGGCCGGCGAAAUCGACAUCAUCCUCGGUGUCAACGGCUACGUCUUCAUCUGCAAGCACAUCACCACUAGCGCGGACGCAAAGGAAGUCGGGAUCAACAGUCUCGACGAGAGCGCAAUCGAGACGCUGUACUCGAGUCAAAACGACGAUAUUGAACCGGGUCUUAUCCGUGAAAUCAUGAUGGUGAGCACGCUGAUCCGUGGUAUGGUGGCAUGUGGUACCAAAGUGGACGAGGACAUGAUUGUCAAGGUUUAUGAGGGAGCGGUGGAGCUUGAGGCCGAGGAAAAGACGUUGGGGACUAUGGAGAGGGGGCCUGGCGGCACGGCGCUGGUGGAGGCUGUGCUGGUGAGGCUGGAACUUGGGGCUGGGGAGUAGGUGAAAACGAUUUUGGGUGCGGAGAAAUGCGGGGACUAAAGUCAACAUCAUGACGGAAUUGAGAGGAUAGUGGAUAGUGGACGGGUGUAGAUUAGUGUUCGAGUCACGAGUCGAGCUGCGAAGGAGACGAGGUACGCUUCACCCUUCUUCUUCUUCCUCUCGACACAGGUAGCAGCCGAGUAAGAAGGGCAUCUAGAGCCCCGCAGGUACACUAGAAUAAUCGAGAGAAUCUUGGAAAUCACAUGAUUCUUCUACCACUCAGGGAAGCCUUUUUAUUCU